AUGGGAAGAUCGUUGGAUGCAUUGAUUGCAUUGGAGCGCUUAUCAUCAUUGGCAAAGUGUGACGAAAACUCGGAGAUCUUCAAGUUCAUUGAGGAUUUGACCCUGUUUACCCGCCAUAAUCGCGAUCUCAUAGACGAGAAUCCGCGUCAACUGUACAUAAGCGGACUCAUAUUUGCACCUACUGGCAGCCUUGUUCGCCAGAUAUAUGCAAAUGAAGCUCUCGGGGCCGUUCAACAUCUCCCCAAAACACGUCCUCGGUGGCCUUACUGUUUUCUUCAGAGUCUCGAAGGUCACAAUGAUAAUGUCCAAGCAUUGGCCUUCUCGGAUAGAAGGACUAUUUUGGCAUCAGCAUCUAGUGAUUUUACAAUAAGAUUAUGGAAUACGGGAACAGGUAAAACGCUACGAAUAAUCAAAGGAUUUCAAUAUCCAAUCACAGCCAUUAGCUUUUCGAAAGAAGGUAUAGAGCACUUCCUAGCCUCCUUAUCUGACCGUGUGGUUCAAAUAUGGGAUGUGAGGACGGGCUGUUGUGUUUACACUCUACCUAACCCAUCGGGCUACAAGGCAAUGACUUGGAUAAAUGACGAACCUUUACUGCGAGUCAUCUCUUAUGACUGUGUUGUUGAAUAUUGGAGUCCAGAUUCAGAGAGGUUACAGAGACAGGUCGGAUCAAAUGAGUGGGUGAAGCACGGUACCUUUCUGAUAUUCUCGGGCGACACCAUGACAUUUGCAACAUGGUCGGACGUUGGCCCAAUCCACAUCUGGCGUGUUUUGGGUGAUUUCUGUAGCGAGAAGGUUGCUUUGAAUCAUAUUUGGGAGUCCCGAUUAGUAUCACUUUCAUAUGACGGAGCGCUAGUCGCAACAGCUGAAAAGAUGAUACGAAUCUAUGACACCAAUACAGGCAACACACUCUUUUCACUUGAAGGGGAUUUUAUGUAUAUCCAAGCCCUUGCUUUUGCGCCAAAUUCUCGCUUGCUUGCUUCUGGGUCGAAUGAUAGGACAGUUAGGCUUUGGAGUCUCAGCACGAAGCAGUGUCUGCAGAAACUGGAAGGGCACAGACUCCCCAUCAUUUCUCUUGAAUUUUCCGAUACAAGUGAUACUCUUGCAUCUGGUUCACAGGAUGCGACGGUUCGUCUUUGGGAUGUCAAUGCUAUCCCGGAGAAUGAGAUACAAGAAAAUCCACAAGAUGACCUCAAUAGAGUUACCACACUGGCAGUAGCAGAGGAUGGACAAAUGUUUGCAGUCGGGUUUUCGGACUCGUGUAUCCAUUUGUAUCACAUUCAGAAUGAAAAACGCCCUACGAUUUUGAAAUUUCAUGAAGAUCAGAUCAGUGAUCUGUACUUCCUGGAAGAUGGAAAAACAUUAGCAUCCGCAUCCUUUGAUGGUACAAUUCAGCUUUGGGACACUGCCUCUGGUCAGCAUUUGAAAACGUUUGUUCAGUAUCCUGCUGCAAUUCAAGGUCUCGUCUUCACAGAAGAUCACGAAAUGCUGGCAACAAUUUUACUGGACUUUACCAUCAGUACUUGGACAGUUAAAACCGAGGCACUCCCAAUACUUGUUGGCCAUACGAGCUAUGUUGAAAGUGCUGUGUUCUUAAAGCCUGAUCAAAUACUGGCCUCAUCUUCUAGGGAUAAAACCAUCCGAAUUUGGGACAUCGUGGCUGGGGUUUGCCUUAGGACACUAAACGGUCACGAACAUUGGGUGAACGGUUUGGCCUUCAGCCAGGACGGAAAUACCCUUGCAUCUGCGUCUCCUGACAAUACGGUUCGGCUUUGGGAUGUCUCAAGUGGGCAUUGUCUUAAAGUCAUCCCACAUCCUUACGGGGUGGAAUCUGUGGCUUUUUCUCGCGAUCAGACUAUCCUUGCUUCUAUCUCUGGACAGGGCAUAAUACGCGUCUGGGAUAUUUCCCAGAGUCCGAAUCUAAAGAAGACGUUGAUUGAGCCUCCUUCUCGAAAAUUUGGCUUAACAUCCACUGGUCAGUAUCUUAUUACGGAUCGUGGGUCUCUGGCGCUUGAUAUGGACCCUCAAUUCCGGAAGCCAUGGGAACAGCCUCGUUCGAGGAUUUAUGUUGGCCGUGAGUGGAUAUUAAACGGAACACAAAGGGUUCUCUGGAUUCCACCAAGCUAUCGCAGCUCUAAAUUUCUAAUGAUACGCGAUAAAACGGUGGUUUUUGUGGGUGAAUCUGGUGAGGCCUUGUUUCUCCGCUUUCGCUGA
Molecule: messenger RNA, 2211 nt
Organism: Penicillium crustosum
Lineage: Eukaryota; Fungi; Ascomycota; Eurotiomycetes; Eurotiales; Aspergillaceae
Product: WD40 repeat domain-containing protein
Exons: 2
Coding region: 1-2211 (736 amino acids)
Molecular function (GO): protein binding
Source: RefSeq, a predicted model, not a curated record